Brugia malayi is the source of this 447-nucleotide messenger RNA. RefSeq lists its product as uncharacterized. Lineage: Eukaryota; Metazoa; Nematoda; Chromadorea; Rhabditida; Onchocercidae. The transcript has 6 exons. Bases 1 to 447 code for a protein of 148 amino acids. The record is from RefSeq and is a predicted model, not a curated record.
AUGUACCUGCUAUGGUUGAUGUGGUGUUUCAUGUUAGCUACUCCUGCAGAAUCUGUUGCACUACUUUGUCGUAACUGCGGGCAUGAGAUUGUCGAAGGUUCAACGCUUACCAGUGAAAAAAGUGUGAAAGCUAUACGUUCAUAUAAUAUGACUAUUUUGGGCCGCAGUCAGCUCGUUCAAGUCUUCGAAAAUGCCGUCCCUGAAAAAUUCGAUGUGAUAACUGCUUCAACCGCUGAAUUGAGACUUGCAGGUAAGCCUUUCCUAGCGGAUACUUGGUGGCCGAAUUAUGAGUGGACUGUUUGUGUAUGCCCUAGCUGUGGUUUUCAUUUGGGAUGGUAUUUCCAAUCGGGUAAUAUUCAAUCGAAAUUACAUAAAUCAUUCUUUGGGCUUGUGCUGGAUUACUUAAUCAGUGAAGAAUAUGUUGAUUUGCUGACGUGGGUACCAUAG